Messenger RNA from Alternaria arborescens, 1497 nucleotides. RefSeq lists its product as hypothetical. The transcript has 2 exons. Lineage: Eukaryota; Fungi; Ascomycota; Dothideomycetes; Pleosporales; Pleosporaceae. The record is from RefSeq and is a predicted model, not a curated record. Bases 1 to 1497 code for a protein of 498 amino acids.
AUGAUGGUAACAGUUCAACGCGCCUUGAUUUGGCUAUCUGAUCCACGAAAACUCUUCAAACAGCUUCUUACUUACAACAUCGCAAUGACAAGACACACCUGGAGGGUUGCAGAUGCCGGCGUAUUGCUGUGGGAGCCGGCCGUAGAAGCUGCGACCGCUAUGGCACUACGAGAAGCGCAUGCUCUGGAGCAAUCGGACAACGUGGCAGAGGCUGAUGUUCAAGACAGCAAUGAGCAAGACUUGGUACUACCUUCUGUUGAGGGCCUCUUCGGAUCGUAUAUCAAGAGCGAGCCUGGCGAAGAUCUUGCGAUGAAAACUCUUCUGGGCACAUCACGCUACGCUUCAGGAAGUACAGAGCCAUUGUCAAGUCCAUGCCCGCUGAUUUCAGGCGGAAUCGUCUCUACUAAGCUGCACAAUUCUUCGAAGACAGGCCGUCAUCUCGAAGUUUCCAAUAUUGAACGAACGCCACUGGUACGUCGAACUCUCAACUUUGGGAUGGCAAACGUCCGCAAGACACUCGAUGCCGUACCAAAAUAUGGUGAGCCUGGUGGCUUUGAUUCAUUAGCAGCAUUGAAACGCCUCGAACGUGACCCACCCCACCAGUGGGAUGAAGAUGAGCGGGAGCUGCUGACGAUCCUUUACCGAUGGUACAAUGACAAAGACGCAACGACGCUUCCGAGGACUUUCAAUGCUGUUACCGACCAAGAUCUACGACUUUCAGUUAUUCGCUAUCAGUUCGACAGCCACCUGGUCUUGUACGGCCCACGUGCUUACCCAGAAUUCGGUCGCGUCAUGGCUGUACCUUUUCAUGAUCCUAUGCAGAAGUACGGUGAAAUACGUGCGAUCAUCGAAGAGAAGGCGGCUGAAUAUGGCAUUAACUUGUCGCGGCGGAGAAUCGAGGUCAAACGAAAGUCUGGUUUAGCUCAAUACGCGAGAUCUCCGACCACAAGGAAGUACUGGAAAUCUCUAGUUCGGCGCGCGGCAGAGAGAGAGAGGAAGAUGUCUUGUGUACCUCUAGCGCCAAAUGUUCAAGGAUCAUCAGCACAGGUUCCUCCGCUUGGAGGAGUAACUCUAGCAGCGGACGUUAAGUAUGAAGAUGAAGAGAACUGGUCGGAUGUUGAGGAUCUUAACACAUCCCCGGUUACAUUUACGCAACCAAGCCCUAGUUCCUUGCCUACCACCAAUUCUAUUGGGUUCAGGGUAUGGGAUGCAAACAGCAGGACGAUGUUCGACGAAGAGACUGGCUUCGUGAGCCAAGCGUUCUCAAUCUGGAAGGGUGAAUAUCCACCGCCCUUCUCCCCUGAUGGUCAAGGACGACAGGCGCUCAUGAUUCUCACAAACUUGCAUCUCUCAAUGAUCGGUGGUGCAUCCGCGUUUGUAUCCGUCUCAACUAGUCUUCUACAGGCGCUCGUUAAGGCUUCCACAAUGGAAGACCCCAGGAUAGCUGUCGGUAUGUUUCAUUCUCCAAUAAACUCGUUGUUCAUGGCUAAUUGUUAA